Messenger RNA from Benincasa hispida (wax gourd), 2074 nucleotides. Lineage: Eukaryota; Viridiplantae; Streptophyta; Magnoliopsida; Cucurbitales; Cucurbitaceae. The record is from RefSeq and is a predicted model, not a curated record.
UAAGCUUAUAAAACAUCCAACAUUCUAAUUGCCCGGUACCAAUUCAUUGCAGAAAUAUUACUAUCCCAGUACUCACCAUGAGUUUCUCCAGCAAAUCACGAUUACAUUCUCUUCCUGCUGGAAAUUCUUGGGGAUUAAACUCAGGCUUUGAGGAAAGAUGGGUCAGUCAAAUUCGUCAAUCCUUUGAUGAAGAAGAGCAUGAGGAAGACAUAGGAAAUCCAGCAUGCAUAUGCACUGUCCCUAAGUCUCUUAUGGCCCAUCCUGAUUCCUAUACUCCACAGGAAGUUGCAAUUGGUCCAUACCAUCACUGGCGCCAAGAGCUGUAUGUGAUGGAGAGGUACAAGAUUGCUGCAGCCAAAAAAGCUCAAAAACAGCUCCAAAGCCUCAAGUUUCACCAUCUCGUUGAGAAAUUGACCAAGUACGAGCGAAAGACCCGGGCGUACUACCACAAAUACCUCAAUUUCAACAGUGAAACAUUUGCUUGGAUGAUGGCCAUCGACGUCUCCUUCCUGCUGGAGGUCCUCCGAGUAUAUACCGUCAGUGAAGAAAAGAGUGUCUCAAGGGUUUCCUCAAAGUUGUCAUGUUUGGUAAUGGUAGAUUAUGAGGGAAGGAUGUCAGCACAUAAUGCCAUUCUGAGAGACAUAUUAAUGCUUGAGAAUCAGAUACCUCUAUUUCUUUUGAGAAAGAUGUUGGAACUUCAAUCUUCAGCUCUGGAACCAGCAGAUCAGUUGUUGCUUUCUAUGUUGCUGGGACUGUAUGAAGAUCUUUCUCCUUUCAAGGUGACAGAAGUGGUGGAACUUCAAGUGUCAGUCUCGGAAUGCUUUCAUUUGGUUGAUUUUCUGUACAGAAUGAUUACUCCAAAGUUGACUGACCCAUUGGAGAUAUUGGAAAAUAAUCAAAAUCAAAAGGAACCCGUCAAAGAAAAUGUUGAAAACGCAAACGCCUUUAAGCACUUUUGCUGCUCCUUAAGUAGACUGGGAAGUGAAAUUUGGAAGAUUCUCUCAAAGUUUAACAAAGGUCCGGUACAUUUAUUUAGAAGAAUAGUUUGUUCUAGACCCUUACAAGUGAUCUUCAAACUGCCAUGGACAAUCAUCUCUAAACUUCCUGGAAUUGUGAUUCUGAUGAAGCCUCUCGAACACCUAUUUUCACUGGGAAAAGGUGAAGAAGAAAAUGAUCUAGAAAAGGGGAGUUCAAGGAAAGUUGGGAAAGUUAAACUUCCUUUGUUGGAGGAAAUAGCAAUUCCUUCAGUGUCCGAGCUGACAAAAUCGGGUGUUUGUUUCUCACCCAUCGAUGGAGGCGUCUCAGCUGUGGCCUUCAACUCAAAGGCAGCGAUAUUAUACCUUACUACCAUUAAUCUCGAUGUGAACUCUGAAGUAGUAUUGAGAAACUUAGCAGCAUAUGAAGCUUCAAAACCAUCAGGGCCUUUGGUUUUCACCCGUUUCAUUGAACUAGUGAACGGCAUCAUCGAUUCUGAGGAGGACGUGAGAUUGCUGAAGGAAAAAGGAAUCAUUCUUAACCAUUUGAAUAGUGAUGCAGAAGUCGCCGAGCUCUGGAACGGGAUGAGCAAAUCCAUCAAGUUGACGAAAGUGCCAUUCUUGGAUAAGGUAAUUGAAGAUGUAAAUAAGCAUUACAGUAGUAGAUGGAAGGUUAAAGCUGCAAAAUUGCUACAAAAGUAUGUGUUUGGUUCAUGGCCACUGCUUGCACUUCUGGCUACCAUUUUGCUCUUGGCCAUGACUGCAUUGCAAGCAUUUUCCUCAGUUUAUAGCUGCUCUCGGUUCUUCAAUCAUUUCAACACAGACGAGACCUAGCUUGCUGCCUUUCCUUAUUAAUCCUUAAGCAAUAGGUAGUAUUGUUAGCACUAAUAAUUAACUGUAUAGCAAUAUUAUAAAAAAAUUAUAAAUAUAACCAAAUCUAUUUGUGAUAGAUUUAUUGUUGAUGUCCUAUUAGUGAUAUAGUCUAUUAUUGAUGGACUUCUGGAUUUAAAUUUUGGUAUAUCUGCAUCUUUUUAUUUUUUGUUUACUUAUUUUUGUAUUGUGCUACAUAUGUUAAUACUUUGGAUCUUUGUCAUAUUUGU